GCGAAGUCUCAACGGAGUGAAUUUCUUAUUGUUGACCACCUUUUGAGUAUUCUUCCGAUGAUCCCAGUAAUCUCCUCCCCCUAAGAGAGAGAAGCGGUGUGAACAGUGGAAGAGGCCUCCCGCCUUUACCAGAUGGUGGGGGAUGGGGAAUCCCCAAAUCCUUUUCCAGCGGGAUUUUCCACAAGUUGUCACUGAUUUUACAACGAUUUUUGUAAUUAAUUUUCCUUUGUGUAUGAUGUUAGGUGUUUACAAAUGGAAAUCCAAGUAUGGGAUGUAUACGGUUGAAAGGUAGAUUAGAUUUUCGGCGAGAGUUUUUGAGAAAGAAAGAGUGAAGUAUUUAUUCUUUAUCCAUGUAAAAUAUUUGGACAAGAAGCAUUGACAAAAUGAAUGUGACUUUUACCUUAGAUAAUAAGGAAAAUCCGUAAAAGAAACAUCUAUGUUAUCACAAUGCAACAGUGCUUGUCGCAAAGCAUCUUUGUAGGCUUCACGUCUUGAUGAUAUUGAAAUGGGAGGAUCAGAAUCCUUGCCCUGAUCUCUAACUGCCCUGUGCUCAUCAAGAAUCUUAGAUAUCAAAUUUUGGAGCUACUGAAAUUGGAAAACGAUGCCCCAAAGCAUUGCUUUGUGGAAGAGUCUUCCCAUCCUCGGCAGCAACAUUGAAGUUCUUAAUGGUUGCACCAGGAGGUAAAACACUAUCUUUCUCAGCAACCGAUACCGUAGCACCAUUAUUAAGAUCAGAAGCGUCUUUGUUUCUAGUGUCUGACAUUACACAAGUAGAAGGUAAAGAUGGUAUCUCAGAAACAUGUUGGGCAUCCUCAGCAUCCUGAGAUGAAGAAGGGAGGAGAGAUAAUUCUUCGGGGUGAUUUGUUACUGAUUCCAGUGUUGAUGCAACGGCAACAGCAGAAGGGUCUCCUCAUCUUGCCUCUAUAUGCAAACCUUUUAUGGGUCCAUCAUGAGCUUCUAACAUGCUAACUGAUGCAGGGUCAUCCACCAUAGGUGCACUUUCAUUAAAAUUUGAUGGAGCAUACUUUUCAAAGCAACCACACCAAAUCACUACCGACGCCUUUCCUUGUAUUGUUUUGUAAAAAAAAAAAAAAAAAAAAAUGCCACCGACAAUGGAAGAAAAUCUUCCAUAAUCCUCUAAUCAACCAUCCCCGAACACGGAACACCACAUGCACCGGAAGCAGGCUAUUAGAAAACUGUCGUCGGCGCGACGCCAUGGUGGAUCGAGUCGAGCACUCGAGCUCCUCCAAAUUUGGUGACCCCACCCAACAACUUCUAUUGGGUCCCACAAACCCACUCUUUACAUUGCUCACCAACCGCAGCCCGGCCCGGCCCGACUCACCCACCACGCGACACGAAUCACGAACUAACUAUAAAUCAACCUCCAUUUCCCCAUCUUCAAAUUCAGCAACGCCCCUUACCAAUCCACCACCACAACAACAACAACCAGAGAGAGAGAGAGAGAGAUGGCGCAAACUGCUGUGGCGACAGAAAACCAGGCCGGCAGGCAUCAGGAGGUUGGGCACAAGAGCCUCUUGCAAAGUGAUGACCUCUACCAGUACAUUCUUGAAACCAGUGUCUAUCCCAGAGAGCCAGAGCCCAUGAAAGAACUCAGGGAAAUAACCGCCAAUCAUCCAUGGAAUAUAAUGACGACAUCUGCGGAUGAGGGGCAGUUCUUAAACAUGCUUCUGAAGCUCAUCAAUGCCAAGAACACCAUGGAGAUUGGAGUUUACACCGGCUACUCUCUCUUGGCUACGGCCCUUGCUCUUCCCGACGACGGCAAGAUAUUGGCGAUGGACAUCAACAAGGAGAAUUACGAGUUGGGUCUGCCAGUAAUUGAGAAAGCUGGAGUCGCCCACAAAAUUGAGUUCAAAGAAGGCCCUGCUUUGCCUGUUCUUGAUCAAAUGGUUGCAGAGGGGAAGCACCAUGGUUCAUUUGACUUCAUAUUUGUGGAUGCUGACAAGGACAACUACCUGAAUUACCAUAAGAGGCUGAUUGACUUAGUCAAGGUCGGGGGUGUGAUCGGCUACGACAACACGCUGUGGAACGGGUCCGUGGUGGCCCCACCGGAUGCGCCGCUAAGGAAGUACGUUAGGUACUACAGAGACUUCGUGCUGGAGCUCAACAAGGCUCUCGCUGCUGAUCCAAGGAUCGAGAUUUGCCAGCUGCCUGUGGGCGAUGGGAUUACCCUGUGCCGCCGUAUCAGCUGAUCGCCACCUUCGCCAAAUAUAUGCGCUUGAUGCUGAAGAGAUCAAAAUUGCUGCCUGCAUUCGUUGCGUUCUACUCUCUUUUUUCAAUUCCAAUUCAAUGUGGAUGGGUUGUGAACAAAUCUAAUACUGAUUAUGUGUAAUAUUGAUUUUUUUUUUAAAUGCAUGAUGAUGCUUAUGUGUAUUAAUUAUUUCGUUGUUGCGUGUUAAAUACACUUAUAAAAUGAUAAUCAUAUCAAAA
Messenger RNA from Salvia miltiorrhiza (redroot sage), 2448 nucleotides. RefSeq names its product caffeoyl-CoA O-methyltransferase. Lineage: Eukaryota; Viridiplantae; Streptophyta; Magnoliopsida; Lamiales; Lamiaceae. The transcript has 5 exons. The record is from RefSeq and is a predicted model, not a curated record. Bases 1467 to 2210 code for a protein of 247 amino acids. Gene Ontology annotation, molecular function: O-methyltransferase activity; S-adenosylmethionine-dependent methyltransferase activity.